Molecule: messenger RNA, 595 nt
Organism: Humulus lupulus (European hop)
Lineage: Eukaryota; Viridiplantae; Streptophyta; Magnoliopsida; Rosales; Cannabaceae
Exons: 2
Coding region: 106-411 (101 amino acids)
Source: RefSeq, a predicted model, not a curated record
ACCUUCGUUAAAACGAAAUAAUCUCUAAACCUGAGGCUGAGGGUCACAAUAUACAACUCAAAGCCCUAGAUCGCUGUAGUGGUGGCCGGCACCAGUUCCAGAGCCAUGGCGUUAAACAACGGUCUCAGAUCCAUCGCCAAGCAGAUUAUCGCUGCCUCCUCCGAAUCCACCCUUUUCAUCAAGCCAGGUACUAGAAGUCUUCACUCGACUGGAGUGAAGAGAAUGGGUGGAGGAGGACACGCGCAUAGCGAUUACGAAUACUACCUUCAUGCAAAGCACAUGUACAAUUUGGACAGGAUGAAGUAUCAGAAAGUGAAGAUGCCUAUUGCUGUCUUUACCGCGUUUAGCAUUGGUGUCAUCGUUCCUGUCUAUGCUGUUAUUUUCCAGCAAAAGAAGACCGCCUCUGCUUAGAUUCUUACAAAAAAAAUGUUCAUAAUAAGGAUGGCAUGGCAUCCCAAAUCCUUUCCGGUACACUUUUGUCGUUCGGUUUUGUUUUCAAACUGUUUGCUGUUAAUUGAACUUUACCCUUUUGAAUCCACACAUUCAUUAUAAUAAGAUCUUAACUUAAUGGAGGGCUUCGAACUGUAAGCUCUUA